Terrapene triunguis (Three-toed box turtle) is the source of this 726-nucleotide messenger RNA. RefSeq names its product F-box protein 48 (gene FBXO48). Gene Ontology annotation, molecular function: protein binding. Gene Ontology annotation, cellular component: SCF ubiquitin ligase complex. The coding region runs from base 112 to 579 and encodes 155 amino acids. The transcript has 3 exons. Gene Ontology annotation, biological process: SCF-dependent proteasomal ubiquitin-dependent protein catabolic process. Lineage: Eukaryota; Metazoa; Chordata; Testudines; Emydidae. The record is from RefSeq and is a predicted model, not a curated record.
GCGGCGGUGUAAACAAACACGUUCGAAUGGGGGAGACGUUUAAACCGUCACCUUGGGGGCAGCAGCGCGGGGCCAGGGUUACUCAUGGUGGAUGUAUUGAGGCCUUAAAUUAUGCAGAAAGCCUCAAAGAAGAACAAACAGGCACUUGCUUCGUGUAAAGAACUGACCAUCCUUCCUCCAGCCAAGAAAAAAGAGGAAAAUCGGGAGGACUUUGUAGAGCUGCUGCCUCCAGAAGUCAGUUUUAAAAUUUUCAGUGAACUGGAUAUUCAGAGUUUAUGCAAAGCUGCAAUGACCUGCAAGAGCUGGAAUCGUGCAAUUGAGAACAGUGACCAUUUGUGGAAACAUCACUGUUUAACUGUAAGAGCUGUCUGUCAGCGAGAGAUAGACUGUGAUCGAGGAAAUGGAUAUUCAUGGAAGGUCACUCUACUGAGAAACUACUGGAAGAGCAAAGUGAAGCAUGAAUGGCUAAGUGGAAAAUAUAGCAACAUUCACUCACGCUGUGGCUUACCAGAAAAAAGCAUGUAUCCCAUGGAUGCUGAUACAUGGGGAGAAAUACUGGAAGCAGAACUGGAGAGAUAAGAAACCAGACAUGGAUCUUAAAUAGCAAGAAAUGGCACAGAACUGACUGUUUUUACUGUAAAUAUUUAGCCAUUCGCACCAGUGACAUUUGCAAAUAUGUAGUAGAAACUUCACUGGAAAAAAUGUAUAAAUACAGAGUUUAUUUUU